Gigantopelta aegis is the source of this 642-nucleotide messenger RNA. RefSeq names its product keratin-associated protein 19-2-like. Lineage: Eukaryota; Metazoa; Mollusca; Gastropoda; Neomphalida; Peltospiridae. The transcript is spliced from 4 exons. The record is from RefSeq and is a predicted model, not a curated record. The coding region runs from base 1 to 642 and encodes 213 amino acids.
AUGUGCGAACCGCCGACGACCCCGACAUCUGCACCUAUCCACGCGACUCCGGUGAUGCCACCACCCACGAAGGCUCCCGUUGAGACGCCGGCCCGCCAAGUUGCCGUUGGGAAGAAGAAGGCAGACAACCAGCCAGGAUGUCUCGAUAGUCCAGAACGUAUCGUGGCAAGCCUGCUAGCUGCGGGCGAUUGCGGUGCCACGGGUUCGAGUCCCAGCUACGGCAAGAGACAAUUUACCGCCCUGUCCACCGUUCUGUUCGCACUUGUGUGCUGCACUGCUCUCGCCUGGUACCCCACCUACAACUACGGACAUGGUGCUGGUUACCAUGGAGUCGCUGGUCUCCACGGAAUCGGCGGUCUCCAUGGAGCCGCUGGUCUCCACGGACUCGCUGGCUAUGGUGGCCCCGUUUACGGACAUGCCGGAUAUGGUUACGGAUACCCAGGCUAUGGUUACGGAUACAGACACGGGCUCGGAGCUGGACUUGGUUUCGCUGGACACGGACACGGACUCGGAUUCGGAGCACAUGGACUUGGACUAGGCGCCCGAGGACUUGGAUUCGACGCACGUGGACUUGGAUUUGGAGGACGUGGAUUUGGAUUCGGAGGACGAGGACUGGGAUACGGACACGCUCUGUACCACUGA